AACCAAAUAAAAGUUAAAAAAUAAUUUUAACUCUUUUAUAUAAGAUAGAAAUGUAAAAAACAAUAACAUACUCAGAGUAAAUACAUACUAAAAUAGAUACUUGAUGACAUUUAACAUAAAAAUAUAAUGAUUAAUAUUUACACGGUUAAUUUCAAAUCUUCAUUUUAGAAGUAGUUCCGAGUGAAAACAUCACUACCCAACACAAGCUGCUGGUGAUGGAUGUCAUGAUCAGAUGGGUGAAACAUAGGAGAGCUUCGAGUGGCAACGCACAAAUCCGGUGGAGGAGACUAAGUGGGGAGAAUAUUAGGUUGGAAGCUAAGAAGGUGGCAUAUUUGAGGUACAUGGGCUGUAAUGUUGAGGAAGAAAGAACGGCGUUACGAGUGGAGUACAAGAAGGUACGUAAAGAAGCCAAGUUAGAGGUUACGAGGGCAAAGAAUUCCGCUUUUGAACGCCUCUACAAGGAUACCGAGGAGAAAGGCGGUGUUAAUACACUGUUCCGGCUUGCUAAGGUGCGUGAGAGGAAGGCCCGAGAUCUGGACCACGUGAGAUGCGUGAAGGGGAGCGAUGGUAGAGUGUUAGUUGAGACUGCCAAAGUGGCUAAGCGCUGGGGGGAGUACUUUUGUGAACUCUUAAAUGCGGGAGGAGACCAAAGGCUAGUUCUUGAUGAGCUGGGGCAGUCCGGGGAGUCUCGUGUGUAUUGUCAGUGCAUUUGCCUGGGAGAGGUGGUUCGGGCACUCCGAGGGAUGCGUAGUGGGAGAGCUUUGGGAUCAGAUGAGAUUCCGGUGGAGUUUUGGAAGCAUGCGGGCCGUGAGGCCAUUCACCUCGUGAGGAGGUUAAUGGAAGAGUAUAGGGCUAGAAAGAAGGACCUUCAUAUGGUGUUUAUUGAUCUUGAGAAGGCGUACGAUAGGGUGCCAAGGGAGGUCUUAUGGAGGUGCCUUGAGACGAGAAGAGUUCCCAUCGCGUACACUCGCGCGUUCAAGGAUAAGUACGAUGGGGCUAUGACUAAUGCGGAUGGGGAGUUAGACGGGGAUGUUGGACAUCGUGUUGGAGUGGCUUGGGCCAAAUGGCGGUUGGCCUCAGGGGUGUUGUGUGACCCGAAGAUUUCGCCCAGGAUGAAAGGUAAGUUCUACCGAUCCGUAGUCAGGCCUGCUAUGUUAUACGAGGCAGAGUGUUGGGCGGUUAAGAAGACUCAUGUGCGUCGGCUGCAUGCGGCGGAGAUGCGAAUGUUACGAUGGAUGUGUGGGAAGACAAGGUUGGAUAGGAUUUCGAACGAAGUUAUCCAACGUCAGGUAGGCAUGGCGCCGGUGGAAGAUAAGUUGCGGGAAGCGAGGUUGAGAUGGUUUGGGCAUGUGAGACGGCGGGAUGCUGAUGCCCCUGUACGGAGGUGCGCGAGGAUCACGGUUAUCGGGGGAAGUAGGGGAAGGGGUAGACCUAGGAAGAAUUGGAAGGAGGUGAUUAGAAAGAAAAUCAGACUUCUCACCCUGACUAAGGAUAUGACUUUAGAUAGGAACCUUUGGAGGACUAGGAUUAAAGUAGCUGGUUAGGAGCUCGGUGCUGUAGAGGUUGAGCCGGGGGUCUCUUGGAAACAGCCUCCCUACUUUCGAGUAGGGGCAAGGU
Messenger RNA from Cuscuta campestris, 1617 nucleotides. NCBI's taxonomy places the organism in Eukaryota, Viridiplantae, Streptophyta, Magnoliopsida, Solanales, Convolvulaceae. The record is from the annotation of a GenBank genome assembly.